Thunnus maccoyii (southern bluefin tuna) is the source of this 2482-nucleotide messenger RNA. RefSeq names its product collagen alpha-1(IX) chain-like. Bases 1465 to 2235 code for a protein of 256 amino acids. NCBI's taxonomy places the organism in Eukaryota, Metazoa, Chordata, Actinopteri, Scombriformes, Scombridae. The transcript is spliced from 6 exons. The record is from RefSeq and is a predicted model, not a curated record.
AGAAUUAUACUUAUUCAUAAAAGAUAGGCUAUAUACAUCUUUCCACAUCUUGUGCUACUAUGAAUGACAUUGUCAUGAGUAUAGAAUUAUAAAGUGCUUAAGAAUGCCUACUACUAAAUAAGAACCAUGUUUAAGGGUCUAAGGUUGAUCAGUCAAGUCUAUAGGGUGGGUCUCUGUGCAUGUCUCUGUGAAAUGGUAUUUUCUGUCACUAAAAAGACUUUAGUGCCAUGGGUUUUGAGUGUUCAAAUUAGAGGAAAGAGGUGACUCAUCCCAAAGAAUCCUCAAAUAAAAUGUAUACUGCAAAUAGGUUAAUAAUAGGUGAUAAAAAUCUUUAAUUUCUGUGUGCCUAGUAGAUGUACUUAUAAUAUCCUCACAGGGUUGUAAUAUGCAAUUAUCAACAGUCCUGUAUAAAUGCACUUCUCUGUGUAUAUGGAUUGUGUUCUUGCUAUAUUAUAUACUCUAAAAAUGAAAACUGAGGGGUUGUUUCAAGAAACAGGGCACAAGUAGCUAUAUCAUUUUCCACAAACACCAUUAAAUAACACCUUUUUGAUCAUUAAGUCAUCACAUGGGUGCAAACAUACACAGCAUUGUUAAAAAAGAAAAAUACAAUCACCAGAGUUACUUGUGUUCAGAUAGUCAGAUUUGGCCUUUCAGCGCUUGAGGCUACUUUAUCACUUGAAAGAAUUGAAGCAUGGCAAGAUAAAGGAGGAAAUGUGGGGGAGGAACAAACAAUCAGCAGUUUCAUGUCUUAUUUCCCUGCACGCACAUUUCCACACAUACAAAUUCACUAUAUAACCUUUCCUACCUUAUAAAAACAUCAUCAUGGAUAUACUGUAUAUAGAUUAUUGAUUCUGGAUAGUAUCGCAACAAUGCAAAAUAUGAUUCCUACAAUUUAAAAAAAGGAAUUAGAACUUUUUUUUUCUUUUUUCUUUUUGUUCUGCCACUUGGCCUGACACUACAGACACAGCUUAAACUGCCUCUUAGUCAGCAAUGAUUUUCAGUUUACACUGGAAACAAUUCUUUCUUAGUACUGUGCAACCAUAGAGAUCACAGAGAAUGUGGCUCCCAGUAGUGUUGAGCAAAUAAAGCCACUACAGGUUAACAUCAUCUUUUUCACAGAUAAUUUACUUGGUAUUAUGUAUAAUACACAAUCAUGAAUGUAGAACUGCAAAUGUGAUGUAUUACUGUAAGUGUGUGCUUGAAGAAGCAUGGACCUUUAAUCUAAGAUGGGUGCAGGACAACUCCAGUGGAAUGUAAAGUUGACACUGUGGAGACUGUUGACUCACUUCCCCAAAUAAAUGACAACAGUCAAGCCUAUAAGAGACCCUUCACUGCUAUGACCUCAAGUUUUUCACUCCUGCUGAGGGAGCAACUAUCUAGGGUCCUGUAGUGUCCUGGAAGCCAAUUUGAAGAAACAUCCAGCAGCAGGUGUUUUUUUUUUAAAUUUCCAGAUCAAGCUAUGAAAUGGGUGGAGUUAAAAGAAAUAUCCUAUUGUACUCAUUGUGCUGCUGCUAUGUGAUCCCACAAUAUCUCUGCACGGGACUCCAUUCUCAGACUGUGAGAUUUUCAUCUCAAGUUGGUAUUCAUAUGGAGCAGCAGUCCAUGUGCCCUCAGAUCAACGUAGGGGAGGAUCGUUUCCCAGGAUUUUAUAUCGUGUCCCAGUUCCACAUUGCUGAGCUGGCAAGAAGAGGCACUGUUAAAAAGGUUGCUGGAUCGUCUCCUCAGCAUGUUGCUUAUCAAAUAGGCCCAGCAUUCAACUUCAGAAUAAACACGAGAUCAGCUUAUCCCCUGGGUCUACCGGAGGAGUUUGCCUUUGUGUCCGUGCUGCGCAUGAGUGGCAGCACCAUAACUAAACACUGGAAUAUCUGGCAAAUGCAGGAUGUGAAUGGCGACGAGCAGCUGUCAGUCAGACUUAACGGGGAGUCUGAGUCUCUGGAGUUCACCUUCACGGCGGCGGACACCGGGAGGCAGACUGUUGUUUUCAGCUCUCUGCCUUUUCUUUUCAAUGAGCAGUGGCACAGAGUCCUGCUGGACGUCAAUAGGCUCUCUGUAACACUCUUCGUGGACUGUGUCAUGAUCGGUUCUCAGAACAUAUCACCCCGGCAAAAAAUUAGUCUGGAUGGUUUCACUUUGAUUGGAAAACUAAAGGACAACCCGGUGAUAGCCGUUCCGACCUACAAAAGGCCCCUGGACAUCCAGCGCUUACAGAGGCCUGAGAAGACCCUCAAGCACUAAAGUUAAAGUACAGGGAGACUACUACCACUUUUCAUGUCACUUUACAACUACAACUUAUAGUUCUAUCUCCUCACAUUUCAUUGAGGAAUGUCGUGACCAUUUUUUAAAUUAACUAUUUAUUUUAUUUUAAUUUAUUUAUUUGACAGAGACAAUGCUCAUUAAUAAUAAAAAAAACAAUUGUAAAUGAGCCAGAGUUAGCCUAGAUGGCUAAUUUUCUUUCUAUUAGACCUACCUGGCUUAAAGACAU